This is a messenger RNA of Anopheles nili, 532 nucleotides long. RefSeq names its product 60S ribosomal protein L30 (gene RpL30). Gene Ontology annotation, cellular component: cytosolic large ribosomal subunit. Gene Ontology annotation, molecular function: RNA binding; structural constituent of ribosome. The record is from RefSeq and is a predicted model, not a curated record. The coding region runs from base 51 to 401 and encodes 116 amino acids. The transcript is spliced from 4 exons. Lineage: Eukaryota; Metazoa; Arthropoda; Insecta; Diptera; Culicidae.
AAAACGUUUGAGCAGGUUUUUACCCGUGUCUACUUCGGUGAUUGUUCAAAAUGGUGACCGCCAAGAAACAGAAAAAGGCUUUGGAGAGCAUCAACUCUCGCCUGGCGCUGGUGAUGAAAUCGGGAAAAUCCUGCCUCGGUUACAAGCAGACGCUCAGAACGUUGCGCCAAGGAAAGGCUAAGCUGGUUAUCAUUGCCAAUAACACGCCACAUCUCCGCAAGUCGGAAAUUGAGUACUACGCCAUGCUGGCCAAGACUGGCGUGCAUCACUACAACGGCAACAACAUUGAGCUGGGAACGGCUUGCGGUAAAUAUUUCCGCGUGUGCACCCUCUCGAUCACCGACGCCGGAGACUCCGAUAUUAUUCGCAGCCUGCCGGAAGCCCAAGCCGGUGGUCAGUAAAGGAUGACGGGGGUGUAAAUAUCCUGCUUGUUGUCUUAUUCCAUUAUAUGGGACUGGACAGUGAGUAGUGUAAAAAAAUAAAAUAAAGAAAUGCUGUCCUUGCGGAUUUCCACAGAUAAAGCAGGAUUGUC